GUAUUUUGAAAGAAUAAAGAAGAACUUCCGGGUGAGCCUUUCAUGCACACGUGAGCUGUGAACAAACUAGAAUUUUACAGGUGGAAGACCGGCUGGACCUUUCCGCCAGGAUGGAGGAGAAAGUUCAGAAACAGAGGAAGCACCAGCAGAAGCACAGCGGACCGAAGGCACAGAAGAAGAAGCUGAGGAAGCAGGCCGGGGCGGCAGACGGAGAUGAGCGGAAACGCAACCCCAAAGCCUUCGCCGUGCAGUCGGCCGUCCGCAUGGCCAAGACCUUCCACAGGGCCCAGGACAUAAAAGCGAAAAAACAUCACAUCCCUGUCGUGGACCGCACUCCGCUGGAACCCCCACCUGUUGUGAUUGUGGUCAUGGGGCCCCCCAAGGUGGGGAAAAGUACCCUAAUCCGCUGCCUAAUCAAGAACUUCACUCGGCAGAAGCUCGGGGAUAUUUGUGGUCCUGUGACGAUCGUCUCUGGAAAGAAACGCCGUCUGACCUUCAUGGAGUGCAACAACGACAUCAACACCAUGAUCGAUCUGGCAAAGGUCGCCGACCUCGUCCUGAUGCUGAUCGACGCCAGCUUUGGCUUCGAAAUGGAGACGUUCGAGUUCCUCAACAUUUGUCAGGUACACGGCUUCCCUCGGAUCAUGGGCGUUCUCACUCACCUGGACUCCUUCAAGAACAACAAGACUCUGAGAAAGACCAAGAAGAACCUGAAGCAUCGCUUCUGGACGGAGGUGUACCAGGGAGCCAAACUCUUCUACCUGUCGGGGAUGGUGUACGGGGAGUACCAGACUCAGGAGGUGAAGAAUCUGGGCCGUUUCAUCUCGGUCAUGAAGUUCCGCCCCUUGGUGUGGCAGACCUCCCACCCCUACGUCCUGGUUGACCGCAUGGAGGACCUGACCGACCCCGAGAAGAUCCGCACAGAGCCAAAGUGCGAUCGCACCGUGUCGCUCUACGGAUACCUGCGAGGGACACACUUGAAAAACAAGGGCCAGGUCCACGUUCCAGGGGUGGGAGACUUUGAGGUGAGUGACGUGGACUUCCUGCCGGACCCGUGCCCCCUGCCGGACGCUCAGAAGAAGCGAGCGCUGAACGAGAAGGAGCGCCUGCUCUACGCCCCCAUGGCUGGCGUUGGGGGGGUGGUGUAUGACAAAGACGCCGUGUACAUUGACCUCCCUGCCAGCCACGUCCACCAGCAGCAGGAGGAGAUGAGACCCACCACGGAGCUGGUCCAGUCCCUCAUCGACACGCACGCCACUCUGGACGCCAAGAUGGCUGCCAGCAAGGUGUCGCUCUUCAGCGGCUCCGGGACCAUGGGCCCCGAAGGCGCCGGAGAGCAGAGCGGGGGUCAGGAUGGACUGCAGGAGGAGAGCGUCUGGGAUUCCAACACCAACCGACAGAGGAGGAGGGUGCUCUUCCCUGGAGAUGAAGAUGACGGCAGCGCGUCAAGCAGCGAGGACGAGGAGGAGGAAGAGGAGGAGGAGAGCGACCACGAUGAAGAGAGUGGCAAAGAUCUGUCUGCCUUCCUCAAAGAGGCUCGAGGACAGUCUGAGAAGACGACUGCGGGCGGCGCUCCUCUGAGGAAGAGGCAGAGGCUGGAGGAGACGGCAGCGACGGCCGAGGUGCCGGCAUUUGCCGACAGCGAGGACGAGCUGGAGGUGAGCGAGGAAGAGGAGGAUGAGGGUCAGGGGGCAGGAGACUCUGGAAACUGUUCUGAGGAGGAUGAAGAAACGGAGGAUGACGAUUCAGAAGAGGAAGAUGCAGCUGAAGAUGAGGGAAAAAGAGCAAAAGAAAAAGAGAUGAAUGAGGAAGAGGAGGAGGGGGUUUUGCGAUGGAAGGACGGUUUGCAGCAGAAGGCGGCGGAGGCGUUUCUCCGACAUCAGGAAGCUGCUCCCAAUCUCCGAAAGCUGGUUUACGGCGCCGUCCUCGAGGCGGAUAACUCUGAGGAGGACGAGGAGGAACUGGGGGGGCUGUUCCGCGUCAGCCGGCCACAGAAAAGCAGGAGGGUUCAGGCGAACGCCGUGGACUGCUCCCGUUUCCACCCGGACACCACCCACGACUGGGAUCUGGAGGAGAUGUUGGACACCAUCAGAGACUGUUUUGUUACGGGGAAGUGGGACGACGGGCAGGACGCUGCCACCCUUCUGAAGCAGGACGAGGAGCUGUACGGAGACUUUGAAGACCUGGAAACAGGAGAAGUCCACAAGAGCCAAUCAGGACAAGAGGAUGUGGCCGAGAAUACCGACAGUGAUGAAGAUGGGGAGGAGGAGGUGAAGGUGGAGGAAGAGGUGGUUCAGAGGAACAAGCGUUUGGAGAAGAAGCGGAGGCUGAAGGAGAGGUUUGACGCGGAGUACGAUGACGGAGACGCCACCUACUUCGACGACCUGAAGGAGGAGAUGCAGAAGCAGGCGGAGCUGAACAGAGCGGAGUUCGAGGACGUGGACGAUGAGACCAGAGUCCAGUACGAAGGUUUCCGGCCAGGGAUGUACGUGAGGGUGGAGAUCAGCUCCGUGCCCUGUGAGUUCGUCACCAACUUUGACCCCCACUAUCCCAUCAUCCUCGGAGGCCUGGUGUCCAGCGAAGGAAACAUAGGGUACCUGCAGAUGAGACUGAAGAAACACCGAUGGUACGACCGAAUCCUGAAGACGAGGGACCCUCUGAUCCUUUCCUUAGGCUGGCGGCGCUUCCAGACCAUCCCCCUCUACCACAUCGAAGACCACAACGGACGCCACCGCCUCCUCAAGUACACGCCACUGCACAUGCACUGUGGAGCCUCCAUCUGGGGGCCCAUCACCCCACAGGGGACCGGCUUCCUGGCUCUGCAGUCCGUGGCAGGAGUCAAAGCCAACUUUCGCAUCGCGGCCACAGGAGUGGUCCUGGAUCUUGAUAAAUCUGUGACCAUAGUGAAGAAGCUCAAACUGAUUGGUUAUCCCUACAAGAUCUUCAAGAACACUUCCUUUGUUAAGGGGAUGUUCAACACGGUGCUGGAGGUGGCGAAAUUUGAAGGAGCUUCGGUGCGGACGGUUUCGGGGGUCAGAGGUCAGAUAAAGAAGGCCCUGUCCACACCUCCGGGGGCUUUCAGAGCUACGUUUGAGGACCGCCUGCUCAUGAGUGACAUUGUGUUCCUGCGUUCCUGGUAUCCGGUGUCGGUUCCUCAGCUCUACAACCCCAUCACCUCCCUGCUGCUGCCGGUCGGCCAGAAGGACGGCUGGUCGGGGAUGAGGACGCUGGGGCAGCUGAAGCUUGACCUGGGCAUCCACAACAAGCCCAACCAAGACUCUCUCUACAAGCCCGUGGUACGAGCCCCGAGGCAUUUCAACCCCCUGCACAUCCCCAAGGAGCUGCAGAAAGCCCUGCCCUUCAAGAGCAAACCCAAACAGCAGCAGGCGAAGGGAAAGACGCCCAGAGACCUGCAGAGGCCCAAAGUGAUACGAGAACCCCACGAGAGGAAGGUGGCGGCUCUGCUUCACGCUCUGCGCACCGUCCACAACCACAAGAGGAAGAAAGCCCACUCAGUGCAGCACGCCCGGCACAAAGAGUUCCUCCAGCAGAAGGAGAAGGACGAGGAGGCGAAGAUGAAGAGACAGAAGGAGGCCCGCAAGAGACUUUACAGAGUCAUGGGACAGACGGAGCAGAAGAAGCAGAGGUCCAGUCUGAAAGGAGAGCAGAAGGACUCGUGACCCCAGAGUUGACCCGAGCCUGACGGCCUUUCUGUAAAUGCUUUCAUGGCAAAUGUUUGUGAUGGUUGCUCCCUCUUUUAAUAAAACUCUAGGUAAUAAAGCUGGUCUGACUUUUGAAACAUGGAGUUUAAAGGGUUACCGGUUCUGGAAAACCUUUUUUCCUUAAAGUCCCACACCUGCAGUUCAUUACAAUUUCACCUCUGAGUUGUAGGCGGAGCUAUUGGUGCAGAGUGACCCUCCCCUUCCCGUCACCCAUAACCGAGAGCUCUUUAUUUGCACGCUCACUCUCCUACUAGCUUUCCGUCCCUCACACCUCUGACACAUGUCUGUCGCAGGGCUCUAUGGAUACAUUUGGAAAAAUAUCUGAAUUACGUUUGAAGAGCUUUUUUGGUCUGUUAAUUCAAAGAGUAAAACUUGUCAUGUGAACCAA
Molecule: messenger RNA, 4110 nt
Organism: Oryzias latipes (Japanese medaka)
Lineage: Eukaryota; Metazoa; Chordata; Actinopteri; Beloniformes; Adrianichthyidae
Gene: bms1
Product: BMS1 ribosome biogenesis factor
Biological process (GO): endonucleolytic cleavage of tricistronic rRNA transcript (SSU-rRNA, 5.8S rRNA, LSU-rRNA); ribosome biogenesis; maturation of SSU-rRNA from tricistronic rRNA transcript (SSU-rRNA, 5.8S rRNA, LSU-rRNA)
Cellular component (GO): 90S preribosome; nucleus
Molecular function (GO): U3 snoRNA binding; GTPase activity; GTP binding
Source: RefSeq, a predicted model, not a curated record